This is a messenger RNA of Truncatella angustata, 1407 nucleotides long. RefSeq lists its product as uncharacterized. The record is from RefSeq and is a predicted model, not a curated record. The coding region runs from base 1 to 1407 and encodes 468 amino acids. Gene Ontology annotation, molecular function: oxidoreductase activity, acting on the CH-OH group of donors, NAD or NADP as acceptor; NAD binding. The transcript has 4 exons. Lineage: Eukaryota; Fungi; Ascomycota; Sordariomycetes; Amphisphaeriales; Sporocadaceae.
AUGGCAGCCCCUCAGAACAUCAACACUUCCUCACUCGCCAGACCUGAUUUCGGUCACAGGCUGAGCGUCUCAACGUCACCAACAGCGACUUUCCAAUCCCCACCAUCCAGCUUUGGCGGGGCACUGGCACACCGGGCAGCGGCCAAGCAGUUGAAGCCGUUCAACACUCAAGAUAUCAAGAUUCUGCUCCUUGAAAAUGUCAACCAGAGCGGAAAAGAUAUCCUAACCGGUCAAGGUUACCAAGUCGAGGCGCUCAAGACCUCUCUACCGGAGGAUCAACUCAUUGAAAAGAUCCGUGACGUACAUGUUAUCGGCAUUCGCUCCAAGACUAAGCUCAACGAGCGAGUGCUUAGUGAGGCCAAGAACUUGUUGGUCGUCGGCUGUUUCUGCAUUGGCACAAAUCAGGUCAAUCUUGAGUAUGCCGCAAAGCAUGGUAUUGCAGUUUUCAACUCUCCCUUUGCCAACUCCCGCAGUGUGGCAGAGUUGGUGAUCGGAGAGAUCAUUACCCUUGCCCGUCAGCUGGGAGACCGCUCAAAUGAGAUGCACCGUGGCAUUUGGAACAAGGUCAGCAACAAGUGCUGGGAAAUCCGUGGCAAGACGCUCGGUAUAAUUGGUUAUGGACACAUCGGCUCGCAACUGUCAGUGUUGGCUGAGGCUAUGGGUAUGACGGUGAUCUAUUACGACGUCGUCAGCUUGAUGGGUCUGGGUACUGCCCGACAAGUACCGACCAUGAAGGACUUGUUGAACCAGGCCGAUUUUGUUACCCUCCAUGUCCCUGAGCUCCCAGAAACAAAGAACAUGAUUUCUGCCCCACAAUUCGCAGAGAUGAAGGAAGGUUCUUACCUGAUCAACGCCAGCCGUGGAACCGUGGUUGACAUCCCGGCCCUCAUCAAUGCUUCGCGGAGCGGUAAGAUUGCCGGUGCUGCAUUGGAUGUGUACCCCAACGAGCCUGCAGCCAACGGUGACUACUUCACCAACGACCUGAACACUUGGGGUGAGGAUCUACGCAGCCUGAAGAACCUCAUUCUCACACCACAUAUUGGCGGUAGCACUGAGGAAGCUCAGCGAGCGAUCGGUGUAGAAGUUGGUGAUGCUUUGGUCCGAUACAUCAACCUGGGUAUUACACUGGGCAGCGUCAACCUGCCGGAGUGCAACCUGCGUUCAUUGACCCAGGAAGAGCCCGACCAUGCCCGCGUUAUUUAUAUCCACCAGAACGUCCCUGGUGUUUUGCGCAAGGUCAACGAAGUCCUCGGUAACCACAACGUCGACAAACAGAUCAGUGACAGCAGAGGUGACGUUGCCUACCUGAUGGCUGAUGUCAGUGAUGUCGGAUCUGCUGAUAUCAAGGAUAUCUCUGAUUCUCUCGAGGCUCUCAGUUCAAGAAUCUUGGUUCGUGUUUUGUACUAG